Molecule: messenger RNA, 3362 nt
Organism: Melospiza georgiana
Lineage: Eukaryota; Metazoa; Chordata; Aves; Passeriformes; Passerellidae
Product: gamma-aminobutyric acid receptor subunit beta-4
Exons: 9
Coding region: 917-2383 (488 amino acids)
Biological process (GO): signal transduction; monoatomic ion transmembrane transport; chemical synaptic transmission
Cellular component (GO): GABA-A receptor complex; neuron projection; synapse
Molecular function (GO): extracellular ligand-gated monoatomic ion channel activity; GABA-A receptor activity; neurotransmitter receptor activity
Source: RefSeq, a predicted model, not a curated record
CCACAGGAGCUGCGGCAACAGCACUAGGGAGACAUCCAGCCCUCCCUGCAGACAGGGAUUUAUCUAUUUUCUACACAUGCAUCUAUGUAUUUUUUUUAUUCACUGGGCUGCAUUUGCUGUUCCUUUUUUAUUUUUUAUUUUUUGUAGCCUUUUCACAAAAGCCCCAAACCUCCCAAGUGACGAGCCUGAGAUUUCCCUAAAAUAAAAUAACAGCACAGUGGGGCUGGGUGGCUUCCCCUUCCCCCCUCGGAAAAUAAAGAGGAAAGGGGGAGCAAAUAGGUAAAAUCCAGAAUAAAAUCAUAUUGCUCGAAAACUCACACGUCCUCCCUCUCUCUCUCUCUCUCUCUCUCUCACACACACACACACACACACACACACACACGCUCUUUCUCCUCCUCCUCCUCUCUGAAGGUGGGUAGCAGGAGCCAUGCAACAUCUGCAGAACCGGAUGGCAAAAGAGCAGGAGGAAAAAUAAUCCAAGUGGAGUGCUCAGGGGACACUGAGUUGGGUUUUUUUCUUUUUCCUUUUUUUUUUUUUUAAAUUUUUUUUCCUUCUUCUUCUUCUGCCGCGUACCUGUGAGAUUCAAUUUCACAUUUUGCUGAGCCCAUUUUGGGGCAUUUUAUUUUUCUUUCUCUUGGGAUUUUCUCCAUUGCCAGAGGAUGUCUCUUGUUGAGAGGAUGCUGAAAGGAAGAAGAAACGAAUUCUUUGACUGGCACUGAAGGAGCGGGGGGGUAUUUUUCCCCCUCAUUUUUUAGUUUUUUGUCAUUAUUCUUUUUCUCUAGGAAAUCAUUAACUGGGGGGGGGGUUGGUUUCUUUUUUCCCUCCCCCCCUUUUUUUGGAGGGGGAUUUCAGAAGAUCCAUCUUUCUUUCCCCUCCCCUCCAAAGAUUUUUUUUUUCAUCCUUCGUCUUUGUGGAAAUGUGGACAUUUCAGGCAGACAGAUUGAGUGGAAUUGUCUCUGCUUUAGCAGCUCUUUGUCUCGCCUGCUGUGCGCAAAGCCCCUCCACUGGAAAUAUUUCUGUGGUGAAAGAGAUUGUGGACAAACUGCUCAAGGGCUAUGACGUCCGCCUCAGGCCCGACUUCGGAGGUAACCCUGUCACAGUGGGAAUGAGCAUCCACAUCUCCAGCAUUGACCAGAUCUCUGAAGUCAACAUGGAUUAUACCAUCACCAUGUACUUCCAGCAGAGCUGGCGGGACAAACGCCUGGCCUACAACGACCUUCCUCUCAACCUGACCCUGGACAACAGGGUGGCUGACCAGCUGUGGCUACCUGACACCUACUUCCUGAACGACAAGAAGUCUUUUCUGCACGGGGUGACGGUGAAGAACCGCAUGAUCCGGCUCCACCCCGACGGGACCGUCCUCUACGGCCUCAGGAUCACCACCACGGCCGCCUGCAUGAUGGACCUGCGGAGGUACCCGCUGGACCAGCAGAACUGCACGCUGGAGAUUGAGAGCUAUGGUUACACCGUGGAUGACAUUGUCUUCUUCUGGCAAGGGAACGACUCUGCUGUCACAGGGAUGGAGGUGCUGGAGCUGCCCCAAUUCACCAUCAUUGAGCAGAGGCUGGUCAGCAGGGAAGUGGUCUUCACCACUGGUUCGUAUCUGCGCUUAUCCCUGAGUUUCAGGAUUAAGAGGAACAUUGGUUACUUCAUCCUGCAGACCUACAUGCCAUCCAUCCUCAUCACCAUCCUGUCCUGGGUCUCCUUCUGGAUCAACUAUGAUGCUUCUGCUGCACGAGUGGCACUGGGGGUCACCACGGUGCUUACCAUGACAACCAUCAACACCCACCUGCGGGAGACUCUCCCCAAGAUCCCCUACGUCAAGGCUAUCGAUGUUUAUCUCAUGGGCUGCUUUGUCUUCGUGUUCCUGGCCCUCCUGGAGUAUGCUUUUGUCAAUUACAUCUUCUUUGGGCGAGGGCCGCGGCAGCAGAAGAAGCAGAGCGAGCGCGUCAGCAAGGCCAACAACGAGCGCCACCGCUACGAGGAGAAGAGGGUGAGAGAGCAGGUUGACCCUUACGGUAACAUCCUCCUCAGCACGCUGGAGAUGAACAACGAGCUGCUGGCCACGGACAUGAUGAGCAGCGUGGGCGACUCUCGAAACUCUGUCAUGUCCUUCGAAGGCUCAGGAAUCCAGUUCCGCAAGCCGCUGGCCUCUCGGGAUGGCUUUGGCCACCACCCCACCCUGGACCGCCACGUCCCGCUGAGCCACCACGCCGCCGCCCGCAACCGCGCCAACUGCCGCCUGCGCCGGCGGUCAUCCAAGCUGAAGCUCAAAAUCCCAGACCUGACAGACGUCAGCACCAUUGACAAGUGGUCAAGGAUCAUUUUUCCAAUCACUUUUGGAUUCUUCAACCUUGUUUACUGGUUGUACUAUGUAAAUUGAUGCCUGCGGCCUCCGAGAGAGAUAAUAGGGACAGACACUCAGACAAUGACAACACAGGAGUGUUGUGGUCUUUUGGGUUUGGGUUUUACUCUUUACUAUCAUUGUCAUUUAUUCCUAUGGUUCAUUAGAUUUAUUCUAAGCUUACUCUUCUCUUUUCAGCACAUGUAGAACCACGGAGUGUGGGGUGGGGUAAAGGGAGAGAAAGGUAUGGGAGGGGGUUUGGUUUCAGGGAGGGAUGUGUUUGUCUUGAUUUUGGUUUCUUGCUGAAGGACUUACACCACUGUACAAAAAAAAAAAAAAAAUCCAAACCAACAAAAACAACAAAAACCAAAAAAAAAGGAAAGAAAGAAAAAAAGAAAAAAAGACAGAAAAAAAAGAAAAAACACACAAAAAAACCCCAAAACCAAGAAAAUUAAAAAAAAAAAAAGAGGGGGGAGAUUUAAAGAAAUUGAGUCCAAAACUGGUGGGGGCGAUAGGUUAUCUUUGGCUGUGCUCACUAAUGCUCUAUCCUCACUUCCAUUUCACUACUGAAUUUCAUAUUUCACUUUUCAGUCCUAUUAUAUAUUUUUUAAUCUUUCUUCUAUCACUGCUCUUAACCCCUUCAUGUUAAUUCUUUCAUGGAUUCAUGAGAUGAUGGGGUUUCAUUCUCACGCUAUGAGAUUUUUCUUUUCUUUUUCUCUCUCUCCCUCUCUCUUGCUUACAAGCCUAAAAGAGUCUUUUAAACCAACAAAUAAAAAGAAUAUUUAUUUUGGAAGAGCUGGGAAGGGAGGGGAAGACGAGGCAAUUAUUUGGGAGGGAAGGGGCAACGUGGGGUUUAUGGGAGGGGGGGGAGGAGGGAACUUAUCAAAACUAAGGCACAUUUGCAAGAUGCCUUUUUCCACCUUCAGGAGUUUGCAAGCUGUUUUUCCUGUGUGAAUGUGCGUGUGUGGAGCAUCUGUGUGUGUGUGUGUGUGGGCACGUGUGUCCAUGGAUGUGUGUG